GAAGUCAUCUGAUCCCUGGGGCAGGCUCUGAGCCUCACUGAGUUCCUGGAGCCAGACCUACUGGGUGUCCACUCAGCCACCACCUUCCCGUGCCUGGGUGCCAGGCCCAUUUCCCUUGCAGCCAUGAACCAGGCCUUCUGGAAAACCUACAAGUCUAAAGUACUACAGACCCUGAGUGGGGAAUCUGAGGAGGACCUGGGAGCGGAGAGGGAGAACCCAGCGUUAGUGGAGUCUGAGAUGGCAGAACCAACUGAAGAGGCCUUCAAUCCCCUGUCACAGCUGGCCCGCCAGGUUCAAGGAGUUGGGGUGAAAGGUUGGCUGACAAUGUCAUCUCUGUUUAACAAAGAAGAUGAGGACAAGCUGCUGCCACCAGAGCCCUGUGCUGACCACCCCCUGGCGGCGCAGCCUGCCUCGGAGGCUGCCGUGGCGGCGGCAGAGCCGCGCGGGCCGGGGUUCUGGGACUCGUUCGCCAGCAGGUGGCAGCAGCAGCAGGCGGCGGCGGCGUCCAUCCUGCGUGGCGCAGAACCCACCCUGGAGCCCGACCCUGAAGUCGGGGACGAGGCUGCCGAGCGCCCCGAGCCGCGGGAAGCCGAUCCCGCGGCUGGUUUCAAGUGGGGCUUCCUCACCCACAAACUGGCCGAGAUGAGGGUGAAAGCUGCGCCCAAGAGCGACUAG
Molecule: messenger RNA, 675 nt
Organism: Camelus dromedarius (Arabian camel)
Lineage: Eukaryota; Metazoa; Chordata; Mammalia; Artiodactyla; Camelidae
Gene: C14H1orf232
Product: chromosome 14 C1orf232 homolog
Exons: 4
Coding region: 124-675 (183 amino acids)
Source: RefSeq, a predicted model, not a curated record